AGGAAGGAAGGAAGGAAGGGCGCAUCCCGGAUAGGAAAGCUAGCUGGCUAGCUCAGCCCAUCCCAACUCAACUCAACACAACCAUGGCAGUAAACCUGAGCAAAAAUGGACCCGCGUUAACAGCGGCGUACAAAGAAGUCGUUAAUGAAAAAUCCGAUACCAACUGGGCCUUGUUCACCUAUGAAGGAAACAGUAAUGACAUCCGCCUGGCAGAAAAGGGAGAUGGUGGAUUGGAGGAGAUGGUUGAGGAGCUAAACAGUGGAAAAAUCAUGUAUGCCUUCUGUCGGGUCCAGGACCCAAACUCCGGUCUCCCUAAAUAUGUCCUCAUCAACUGGACGGGGGAAGGAGUGAAUGAUGCCAGAAAAGGACUUUGUGCCAAUCAUGUGAGCUCCAUGGCAAACUUUCUUAAGGGGGCCCACGUUACAGUAAAUGCCCGAGCAGAUGAGGAUGUCGAACCUGAGGUGAUCAUGGAGAAGGUGGCCAAGGCCUCCGGAGCCAACUAUAGCUUCCACAAAGAAACCUCCAGCCGCUUCCAAGACAGCGGCCCUCAGGGUCCCGUGGGUUCCGUGUACCAGAAGACAAACGCUAUGUCAGAAAUCAGGAAGACCAACAAGGACACAUUCUGGGCACAGGCGGAGAAAGAGGAGGAGAGGCGUCGCCUGGAGGAACGGCGCAAAGCAGAUGAAGAGCGCCAGCACCUGGAGAAAGAGAGGAAAGACAGGGAAGUCAAGGAGGCAGCACUGAGGGACCAACGGGACAAGGAGAAGGCCGUUCAAAUUGAGCAACAGAAGAAGUACCAGCAACAACAGGAGGCUGAGCGCAGAGAGCAAGACAAACAACGCUGGGAGCAGCAGGAGGAGAUGCAGGCAGCCCAGAAGAAAACCAUCAGACGGGGGGAAUCUGUGGAAAAGGCCAAUGAGGCAGCCUCCCUCAUCUCUCAGCGAGCUAUGAACCCCAGAGACAUGUUCAAGCAGAGAGAGAGGGGAAUAACUCCCAGUGAUUCAAAUGUGCCCUCUGCUGCCCCUGCUAGCCCCCAGCCAGGGCGUCUGCAAAGCCCUUUCCUAUCUAAGUAUGAAAGCGAGCGGGCCAGCUCCCCUCAGCGCCAAGCCUCCCCCGUGCCGGCAGGCUCCGCCUCCCCUGUCCAUGCUGCAGAGCCAGAUCUGGAUGAUGGACAGUCCAGGUGUGAGUAUGACGCGCCGGAGGUGGCCCCCGAGGAGCACUCCAAAGAGGAAGCGCCAGACCCUAGCCCCUGUGUGCAGGAGCCUUUACGUGAAGACCCCCCUCAGGUCGAGGAGAACAAUUAUGAGGUGACUGCUGAGGAGACACCAGAUAGAGGAAUCUGUGCUCGGGCCUUGUAUGAUUACCAGGCUGCGGACGAUACAGAGAUCUCCUUCGACCCUGAUGAGAUCAUCACCGGGAUCGAGAUGAUAGAUGAGGGAUGGUGGCGAGGCUACGGCCCCGACGGCCAUUUUGGAAUGUUCCCAGCCAACUACGUCGAGCUCGUGUAGGCGCGUCUAUUCCCCGGUAACACAGGGAACCUCCCACGAAGAGUCCUCCACUGAACAAGCUUCUCUACAUCACGGAGCAAUGAAAGGACAAUAAAGUAAAAGGCCUGGCCAUUUCAAGUAAUUCUCAUUUCAAGCUCUGAAGCAGGUACCUCCACCUCCACCACUUGACCUGUAAAUGUGAUGAGCCUUAGUAUGAAUCUUGAUCAUUUCUGAGCAUACGCAGCACUUGAGUCCACAUUCCUUUCAAAGUGACCUAUUUAUCUGGUGUCAUCGUAUUACUUGCUGUAGCAGCGGGGGUGGGGGAGGUAAUUCAAGAUGGUGGUACUAGUUUCGUUUCAAUCCUCUGUCUUGUUUCUUGCAUUUGUUCCCAGAAAACCAGAUGUACCUUUUCAUGUGACUUACCAUAAAUUAUGUCUAAAUUUCAAAGCUUUUUGAAGUGGAUGUUGUUAAAAUGGCACACUCAUGCUCUCUGGGAGGGUUGGCUUUGUGAUUAGGGAGACAGUCAGUUCAAGUUCCUUGGAGUGUGUUUUGUGUCUUUUUGGUCUCCAUUUCAAUGUACAGUAUUCAACAUUUCUGAGGUGUCCUAAAGUGAAAAUACAUCUAAAAAUAGCACCUUUUCCAUGAUGACUUUGUAACAUGUGAGAUGUGAGAGAGGAUGUAAGUACUAAAAAGCUUUUUGUGAUAUUUUAGAGAAAAAGAAAGUUGAGUUUGAUCUUGAAACAUUCUAGCUUUUCAGAGUAUCAUUCCUGAUCAGUUCCAGAUCGAUUUGGAAUAUAGUGUAAUGUGCCGUUCUAUGCCAGAGUCUAUUGUAAUCCAGCCUUUGUAAUAAAACAAAUAAAUCCC
Messenger RNA from Hippocampus comes (tiger tail seahorse), 2351 nucleotides. RefSeq names its product drebrin-like b (gene dbnlb). Gene Ontology annotation, biological process: neuron projection morphogenesis; postsynaptic actin cytoskeleton organization; positive regulation of axon extension. Bases 84 to 1508 code for a protein of 474 amino acids. NCBI's taxonomy places the organism in Eukaryota, Metazoa, Chordata, Actinopteri, Syngnathiformes, Syngnathidae. Gene Ontology annotation, molecular function: actin filament binding. The record is from RefSeq and is a predicted model, not a curated record. The transcript has 15 exons. Gene Ontology annotation, cellular component: site of polarized growth; cortical actin cytoskeleton; dendrite.